This is a messenger RNA of Tinamus guttatus (white-throated tinamou), 1839 nucleotides long. Lineage: Eukaryota; Metazoa; Chordata; Aves; Tinamiformes; Tinamidae. The record is from RefSeq and is a predicted model, not a curated record.
AUGCUGCUGGCCUGCACGGGGCUUCUGGCAUGUGCCGAGCUCUCCCGUGCACUGCGUCUGCAGGCGGAUUUUGGAAUGAUCCCUUUGAGUACGGAGGCGUCCAGCACCGGCCAGCACAGCAAACGGCAACUACAGCACUUGUGCACCGUUGAGGAUGCUGUGCCUUACAGUGCAGGUGAGCGUGGUGCAGCGUGCCCUGGAAGUGCCUUUGGCAGGACCGCAGCCUCUGUGCUGCUCCUGCCUCUAUCAGGUGGAGGCCACGUCUUCUUGGCACCCGGCUACACGACUGCCUGGCCCUUCUGUGCAGCAAGCCCCACGUUUGCAGCAGCGGGCGGCGCGGAGCCGCGGGAGGCCGCGCACACGGCCACGCUCGUGGCGUGCGCCUGCCUGCUGGCGCCCGUCUUCUGCCUGGGCUCCUACGGCAACCUCAUCGUCUUCUUGUCCUUCUUCGACCCGGCCCUCCGCAAGUUCAGGACCAACUUCGACUUCAUGGUCCUCAACCUCUCCUUCUGUGACCUCUUCCUCUGCGGCGUGGCCGCCCCCAUGUUCGCCUUCGUGCUCUUCUUCGGCUCGGCCAGGGGCGUCCCCGGCGCCUUCUGUUUCGCCUUCCACCUUGCCGGCUCCGGCUUCAUCAUCAUGUCACUCAAGACGGUGGCCGUGAUCGCCCUGCACCGGCUGCGCAUGGUGCUGGGCAAGCAGCCCCACCGCACGGCCUCCUUCCCCUGCACCCUGCUCCUCACGCUGCUCCUUUGGGCCACCAGCUUCACCCUGGCCACCCUGGCCACCCUCAAGACCCGCCGCUCCCACCUCUGCCUCCCCAUGUCCAGCUUCGCCAGCGGUGACGGGAGGAUCAUCCUCUACCUGUAUGUGGUCGAUUUCAUCUGCUGCGUGGCGGUGGUGUCCGUCUCCUAUGUCAUGAUUGCGCAGGCCCUGCGGAGGAACGCCCGCGUAAGGAAGUGUCCCCCCGUGGUGACAGCGGAUGCCUCCCGGCCACAGCCCUUCGCCGGGGUCCCCGCCUCAGAGGGCUGCGAGGCGCCUGCCCUGUACAGGAACCAGGCGCAGAGCAAGGCGCAGCCCCUGCGUGCGCACGGCUACGGGCAGCCGCCGGCCCCCGCCGGGCUCCAGCUCGUGCCGGCCCUCAACCUGUCCGCAGCCAAGGACUCAAGGGCGGUGGUGACAUGUGUGGUCAUUGUGCUUUCCGUCUUGGUUUGCUGCCUCCCCCUGGGCAUCUCCUUGGUGCAGGACACGCUCUCCAGUAGCGGGGGCUUCGUGCUCUACCAGUUUGAGCUGUGUGGGUUUACCCUCAUAUUUUUCAAAUCUGGAUUAAAUCCUUUCAUAUACUCGCGCAACAGCGCUGGACUGCGGAGGCGAGUCCUCUGGUGCCUGCAGUACGUAGCCCUUGUCUUUUUCUGCUGCAAGCAGAAGACAAGGCUUCGAGCCAUGGGCAAAGGGAGCCUGGAGGUCAACAGGAAUAAGUCAUCCCACCAUGAAACCAAUUCAGCUUACAUGUUGUCUCCAAAACCUCAGAAAAAGUUUGUGGACCAGGCCUGUGGCCCUAGUCACUCCAAGGAAAGCAUGCUGAGUCCGAAGGCUUCUGCCGGGCAUCAGCACUACGCGCACAGCAGCUCGACGCCCAUGAACACCCGUAUCGAGCCCUACUAUAGUAUCUAUAACAGCAGCCCUUCCCAAGAGGUGAGCACCCCAAAUAGCCUCCAGCCAGUGAACUCGACGUUCGGAUUUGCCAAAUCCUACAUUGCCAUGCAUUAUCAUGCCACCACCGACCUGCUGCGGGAUUGCGACAGCGCUUCCACCAAGCACAUACCAGUGCCCUCGGUGUAA